Onychostruthus taczanowskii (white-rumped snowfinch) is the source of this 1390-nucleotide messenger RNA. RefSeq names its product sciellin (gene SCEL). NCBI's taxonomy places the organism in Eukaryota, Metazoa, Chordata, Aves, Passeriformes, Passeridae. Gene Ontology annotation, biological process: epidermis development. The record is from RefSeq and is a predicted model, not a curated record. Bases 1 to 1278 code for a protein of 425 amino acids. Gene Ontology annotation, cellular component: cytoplasm. The transcript is spliced from 18 exons.
AUGUGCACGUGGGCAAUAGGAGCAGGCCCAACUGACAGCUCAGAUGUACCCAGAACUCAUGUUUGCCAGAUUCCUGCAGAAGGACAGAACAAUCCCACGGGACAAAUGUCAGCUUUCAACAUACGAAAACAGUCUCCUAAUCAAGGAGAUAAGAAGAGCCCCUCUGUUGCAAUUAAAAGCAGACAACAGUCUACACAUGAUGUUAAUAAACGACGGACCCUUUUGCAAGAUAACAGCUGGAUAAAGAAGAGGCCUGAGGAGGAAAGUGCUGAUGAAAACUAUGGAAGGGCGGUGCUUAACCAAUACAAAUCCCAAGAUAGCCUACACAGCAGUAGCACAAAUGAAAAGGAAGAUCAGAAAGCUGUUCUUGGACGAUACAGAUCUGAUACCACCUUGGACAGAAUUCCAGCCAGAAGUGAUACUGAUAAAAUAAAUAAGUCUCCAACUCUGAACCAUAAGCAAAACAACAGACAAUCUUGGACUCCUAAUGCAGCAUCCACAACCACUGCAGUCACUUCUCCAAUCAAGAAAAAGAGGCAAUCUUGGAUGCCUCCCCCAGUUUCGAGUAGUAAGACUCCAACAGAAAAAGAGGAAAGCAAACGAACCACCUCGGAAAAUUCAGAGGCUCCAACAACGGCUGCCCCUUCAUCAGAACAGGUGACCCCUCAGAAAUCAGAGACUGAUGUGGGUGAUCGAGCUACAGCAAGGAACCAAGACCUCAAUAACCUCAGCAAAGCGAUUCCAAGUUCUUUCACAAGUGACAAAGAAGGAAAAGACCUUUCAGAUUUGACUGAAAAAAAUACUGCUGAUCAGAAAAAUAAGAGAGAUGAGGACCUUGGGGAUCACACUGAAGUAAAGUCUGCUGAUGACCAAAGUAAAAAGCGGAUAAUUGAGAAAGCAUAUGAAAAUCCUCCAAGGGCUCCAAAUAAUCUCCCAGAAAUAAACUACUCUAGUGACAGUGAACGAAAGACCAGCAAAUCACCAUUUGCUGCCUAUGAAGAAAACAUAACUGGAAAUACUAUCAAAACUGUUUAUUCUACUUCUGAUCGGAGUAUAAUUGGAAAAGAUAUAUGUACAUACUGCAGGAAGCCCUUGGGCAUAGAUGCCAAAAUGAUCUUAGAUGCCUUGCAAAUUUACUGUCAUUCGACUUGCUUCAAGUGUGAAGUAUGUAAGAGACCUCUGGAAGAUCUAAAAGCAGGAGACAGCAUUUGGAUUUACAAACAAACUGUGCACUGUGAGCCUUGUUAUUCCAAAGUUAAAGAAAAAUGGAUCUACUAAUUUUGACAUACAGAACGUAUGAUGAAGAAAUUUCUAUUGUUAGUUAAUUGUAUUGGCCUGUUAAUUCAAAACACUGUGGGAAAUUAUUCAUUUUUACGCUGGGAAUUCUCUG